AUGGAUUUACUUCAAGAAAUAGAUGACAAACAUUGUAAAAUUUUAUUUGGAGAACCUAUAGGAUAUAAAUAUUGGUUGAUAAAUCAUGGAGUUGAAGAUAUUAAUGCUAGAGCUAUUGAAUAG
This is a messenger RNA of Funneliformis geosporum, 123 nucleotides long. Lineage: Eukaryota; Fungi; Glomeromycota; Glomeromycetes; Glomerales; Glomeraceae. The record is from the annotation of a GenBank genome assembly.